AUGGCACUCAGACUAUCGUCUUGUCUGAAGAGUUGCCUUCUUUUCUUCUUGGCUCAGACAUGUUUAGCCCAUAGCCACACGCCAUCACUAGAUUCCAUCAAUAUCGGGCCCAACUAUGCACAUCCACUUGAGGACCUUGACAAGGACCUACCAUUCUCCCAACCUGUGACGUUCGCGCACUUGCCCUGGCAGCGCUGUUUUUCUGCAGCACAUACUCAACCCCUCGACAUCGCAGUCGUAGGAUUCCCGUAUGACACCUCGACUUCCUAUCGACCUGGGGCUCGCUUCGGGCCACGUGGUAUCCGGGCCGCCAGCUCGCGGGAGAAAAAAGGCCGUAGCUUCAAUACGAUUUGGGACAUCGACCCUCUCACGGCAGGAAACCUGAGUAUUGUCGAUUGUGGAGAUAUCCCAAUCACGCCGUUCGACGCUCAGCAUGCGUUCAUCCAAAUGGAGCAAGGGUACCGUCAAAUCCUAUUCCACAACACAACACAAGCCUCUGGUGCCGCAUGGCCACAGCCGCGCAUCCUCAGCCUAGGAGGCGACCACUCGAUCGUCCUGCCGAUCUUGCGCAGCUUGAAAGAAGUCUACGGCCCAAUCUCCGUCAUCCAUCUAGACUCCCACCUCGACACCUGGGACCCAUACGCAGGAUACACUGGCAUCGUCUCGGAGCAGUCUGCAAUUACCCACGGCACAUUUUUCUGGCACGCCUCGCGUGAGGGCUGCAUCUCCAAGGGCACCUCCGUCCACGGCGGGCUGCGCACGAAACUGUUCAGCCCCAACGACUACAUCAUCGACCGCGACGACGUCGGCUUUACUCUCAUCGAGGCCCACGAGAUCGACGACAUCGGCGUUGCCGGCAUUGUGGAGAAGGUGCGGAGCGUUGUUGGAGGCACCCCCGUCUAUCUCAGUAUUGAUAUUGAUGUGCUGGAUCCCAGCAUCGCCCCAGCGACGGGGACGCCUGAGAGCGGUGGCUGGACGACGCGCGAAGUCAAGCGCUUCAUCAAAGGCCUGGAGGGCGUCAGGCUGGUCGGCGCCGAUGUCGUCGAGGUCAGUCCUCCAUACGACACGGUCGCCGAGGUCACCAGCGUCGCGGCCAGUGAUUUGCUUGUGGAUAUCCUGGCUCUGAUGGUCAAGGACUCCGUCCGAGGCCCCGCAGCCGCGGAUGCUGCUGGUGCUAACUUUGGAGCGCAGCUUGGGAAAGAUGAGCUGUGA
Exophiala aquamarina CBS 119918 is the source of this 1212-nucleotide messenger RNA. Its product is annotated as agmatinase. The coding region runs from base 1 to 1212 and encodes 403 amino acids. The record is from RefSeq and is a predicted model, not a curated record. Gene Ontology annotation, molecular function: metal ion binding; agmatinase activity. The transcript has a single exon. Lineage: Eukaryota; Fungi; Ascomycota; Eurotiomycetes; Chaetothyriales; Herpotrichiellaceae.